Molecule: messenger RNA, 4679 nt
Organism: Rana temporaria (common frog)
Lineage: Eukaryota; Metazoa; Chordata; Amphibia; Anura; Ranidae
Gene: MYPN
Product: myopalladin
Exons: 22
Coding region: 239-4153 (1304 amino acids)
Source: RefSeq, a predicted model, not a curated record
GAUGAGGAGGGCACCUAUAAUUAGCAUGCUAAAAAGGAAAAAAAGAAAGCAGCCAUUACUGUCCUUACAGAGGAAGGCACGAGACCAAGGACCAUGAAAGAGAGAGGAAGUGCAGAUGCUGGAUGUGUGUCACCGCAGAUAUAAACAAGGUAAACUGGAGUCUUGAUUCAUCACACCUUUAAGCUGGGUUAUUUUCCUACAAGAGGAUACAUAUAUACAUAAUCAGUAGUCCAACUUCAUGGGUCAGGAAAGUUCUCAUCCAAAGGAAGCUAGAGAUGACAUGCAAGACGAUAAUAUAGAAGGCUCUACAUCAAUUUCUCAGCUUCUGAGAGAGAGCUAUCAAGGUGAAACAAUAACGCAUCACGAGAACAGUCAUUGCUCUGACAAAGUUGAUGAUAUAGGGGGAACAGAUGACUUUUCUGAUCUUUCUGCUUUCCUGAGCCAGGAGGAAUUAGACCAAAGUGUUCAUUUGGCAAGACAAUCAAUUGACCAGGAUGGGAAACAAAAAGAAGUGCCAGUUGUUAAAUGUCCUCCAAGAGAAUUGAAAAAACAAACCAAAUCUUCUGUAAAAUCACCAGUAAGCCAGCCUUUAACCACUGACCAAGACGAACAGACUAACUUUAGACAAGAACAUGUCAUAAAGGGUACAAAGAACUCUGGGGAAGACAUUAAAGAUACAAAAAGGCCUCAGAGGAAUAAUCCUUACGGGAUUGAGACAGAGUCUAAGAAAGAGUUUCUAAAUAAAGCGGCAGACUUCAUAGAAGAGCUUUCUUCGCUAUUUAAAGCCAACAGUUCCAAACGGAUAAGGCCCAAGACAUUAAAGAAUCGAAGUAGAAAACGUGAUAUAAAAAGUGGAACUCUUGAAGAAGACCUCUCUACUUACACCAGCCAGUCAGAAAACCGAGAGAGGCCUGUUUGCUCGCCAGUAGAUACAGGAAUAGAUCUGACAGUCUCUGAAGAACCUGAGAGUUUGGAAGUCAUAGGACCAGAAACUGAUAAUGAGGCUUUGCAAGUAGAAACCAACCCUGCUUCCUCUUUUUAUUUGGAAGAGACUAUUGAGCAGCCUCCAAAUUUUAUUCAGAAAAUAAAAAGUAGGGAAGUUACAGAAGGAAGCAAAGUACAACUGGACUGCAUUGUGGUUGGAAUUCCAGCUCCAGAAGUAAGGUGGUACUGUGAAGGAAAAGAACUUGAAAACUCUCCAUAUAUCCAAAUACAGAAAAUUGGAGAUCUGAAUACUUUAGUUAUCACUGAGGCCUUUGAAGAGGACACUGGACGAUACUCUUGCUUUGCAUCAAAUAUUUAUGGAACAGAUUCAACCUCUGCAGAGAUUUAUGUAGAAGGUGCAUCAUCCUCUGAUUCUGAAAGUGACACGAGCAAGACUGACUUGGAUCAGUCACAGGCUGAACAUCUGUCAUUAGUUACUCCAGAGAUACCAAAGGAAGCUGUUUGCCAAGAGAUAAUUGUUCCAAUUACAAUUGUACAGAAUGUACAACCAACAAUGAUACAGCAGGACCCGAAUACAUAUCUACAAGGAUUGGAUGGUAGACCAUUAAUGGCUGCUCCUGUUUUUACCAAGACAUUGCAGGACAUAACGGCCUCUGAGGGUCAGUUAGUUGUGUUUGAGAGCAGAGUGAAAGGAUCUCCAUAUCCAAAGGUGGAAUGGUACAGGGAAGGAACUCUGAUUGAAGAUUCUCCAGAUUUUCGAAUUUUGCAGAAAAAGCCUCGAUCUAUGGCGGAACCAGAAGAGAUAUGCACUUUAGUCAUUGCAGAAGUCUUCUCUGAAGAUUCUGGCAUGUUUACAUGUACAGCAAGCAACAAAUAUGGAACCACUUCAAGCAUUGCCUAUUUGACUGUGAAAGGUUCCAAUGAAAAUGAAAAUCAAAUUCCCAUAACCAUUAGCACAAUCAACAUUGAUGCUUUUAAGCGGGAACCUUUGCCAGCAACUCCAACGCCUCCACCACCACCACCACCACCACCACCACCUGUGGUGGAAUCACCCCCAAAACCCAAGUUGGAGGGAGUUCUAGUGAACCACAAUGAACCAAGACCAAGUUCUAAAAUUGGCUUAAGAGUUCAUUUUAAUCUGCCAGAAGAUGACAAAGGAAGUGAAAGCUCAUCUGAAGAUGGUUUCAAUAUUGCAAAGAACUAUGAGUCGAAUAGUCAGGAUAUGUUAAAUGGCCAGUCAUACGCAGCAUUUAUAGCAUCUUCAAAGGAACCUCCACCAGUAUUUGCCAAGCCUAAACUAGAUCCGAUGAAAUUACAACAGCUACAUAAUCAGGUUAUCAGCGAGCAGCAAUUUCAACCUUCAUCCUCCGAUUCCACAGCAAGAGAUAUCCCACUGAAUACAGCUGUCCAAAAUUCUGGAUCACCUUACAUGUUUGCUCGUCCUCAGCAGCAAAUUUCAAGUCAAGAUCUAGUAAAUGUGUACCCACUGCCUACAGCUAACACUGUUGCACAUAUAAGGCCAUGGACAGCUGCCACUCAGAAUACUACAAGCACUUACCCUGAGUUUGGAACAUUUUUGUCCUCUACUGGGCAAUCUCUAUUCAAUGCUACAGAGUCAACAUUAUCCUCACCACCUUCUACACUGCCAAGCAAGAAUCAAUUCCAAGCACAGACUGUAUUACAAACUCCUGUCUCUCCUCCACGGAUUCAAAACCCUGUUGCCUUUCUUAGUUCUGUUCUUCCUUCAUUACCUCCAACACCAUUUCCAACAAAUUCAAUGGGCCUGCCAAAGAGUACUUCCAUGCCUCUUCAAGCUACACAAAAGAAAAAUUUAAAUCUUGUAAGGUUUACACCUCAAGAUCAAAUUCGUGAAAAUAAGAAUUUGGUGGUACGGGAGUUAGAAAAGAAACUCUCUUUUAGAGAGGAUGUACUCCCUCGGCAACAGGAAUAUAAAAUAUCAAGUUUCGAACAAAGGCUGAUGAAUGAGAUAGAGUUUCGCUUGGAGCGCACCCCGGUAGAUGAAUCAGAUGAUGAAGUUGAACAUGAUGAGAUCCCUACAGGAAAAUGCAUUGCACCUAUCUUCGAUCGUAGGCUGAAACACUUCCGUGCUGUAGAAGGUGCAUCAGUCACAUUUACGUGCAAAGUUGUUGGGAUACCUAUACCCAAAGUAUACUGGUUUAAAGAUGGGAAACAGAUUUCAAAGAAAAAUGAACACUGUAAAAUGAGGAGAGAAGCAGAUGGAUCCUGUUCCUUACAUAUAGAAUAUGCCAAUAAUGAUGAUGAUGGAAAUUAUACAAUCAUGGCUGCAAAUCCUCAGGGAAGAAUCAGCUGCUCUGGACAUUUACUUGUGCAGUCAGUUCCACUACGUCCUCGUUCAAUUCCUACAGUACUGGCCCACAGGGUGAGACCACGUCAGGCAGAAGUGGAAAGUGAAGCUGUACAGGAAAGAUUCUUCCGGCCAUACUUUCUCCAAGCUCCUGGAGAUAUGGUGGCACAUGAAGGGCGGUUAUGCAGGUUAGACUGCAAGGUGAGUGGUCUACCGCCACCAGACAUUAUGUGGCUUCUUAAUGGAAUACCCGUCUCACCAGAUGCCACCCACAAAAUGCUGGUCAGAGAGAAUGGAAUUCACUCACUUCUCAUCGAUCCUCUCUCACAAACUGAUGGCGGGACAUACACCUGCAUUGCCACUAAUAAGACAGGACAAAACUCAUUCAGCUUAGAGCUGAGUGUGAUGGCAAAGGAAGUGCAGAGACCACCUGUAUUUUUGGAGAAGCUGCAGAACUCUGGGGUACCAGAGGGUCAUCCAGUUAGAUUGGAGAGUCGAGUUAUUGGGAUGCCUCCUCCAGUCUUCUACUGGAAGAAAGACAAUGAAACCAUUCCAGCCCACAAACCUAGGAUAAGUAUGCACCAGGAUGCCACGGGGUAUGUGUGCCUUCUCAUCCAGCCAGCUAAAAAAGAGGACGCAGGGUGGUAUACAUUGUCAGCAAAGAAUGAAGCAGGGAUUGUGUCCUGUACUGCUAGACUUGACAUAUACGCUCAGUGGCACCAGCAGAUUCCUCAGUCAAUUAAAAAAAUACGACCUCCUUCAAACCGCUACUCAACAUUCUCCAUGCCAAACCUGGAUAUUCUGAAUCCGUACCCAACCGCAGAAACCCCACUGAGAUUUAUGUCUCCAGUCCGUGAUGUGAUAGAGAGCGAUGAGCUGUGAAUUAAGCUGGCUACAGUAACACUAAAACUGUGAAGAAAAUUACGGCGGAAAGUUUACAAAAGUCAAUUUUUCUAUUUUUUUAAAAUAUGGUUUUAGUUUAUUGCCCGUUUUAAACAGCCGAAAAAGUAUUUAAACGUUUAACCUUAUUGGGGCUUAUAGGCACCAUUGUUCACCCAUAUAGAAAUGAAUUUAUCUUUUCUACAAGCUGGGCGCACCAGAAACAUACACAGAUUUGUGUCACUGACAGUGGGAUCUGUUUUAACAUGGUAAUGCUGUGUAUUUACCUUAUUUAAUUAUUUAUGUUAUUAGGCAGAAUAAAGAUCAAUAGAUGUUUUAUUAAUAUGAAGAUGUGUAUCAUUUGUAUUUAACAGAUAUUUACAUUGUUCUUGUAGUGAGGCUGACACUGUAGAUGCUUUCAGUUAACCGUGCCAUAUCCCACUAUUUAAGUCCUGGAAAGUUUGUCCAUAUGAAAUGGAAAAACAGGUGUAUUGUGAAAUAAAGCGGCAACAUACUGCAUAUUUUUAGA